AUUGGUGAUUUUAAAUUUUUGGCGGGAAACACUGGUCUAUAUAAUGACUGGUACCCCCCGGAUAAAAUGUACACAGAGGAGGCGCUUGGAGACCACUUCAGCUUUGAGGAAAGGCUGAAAGCCGGGAACGAAUCUUACUUCAAAUUAUUCAACUUAAAAGACGACCCUAAUGAAUACAAAAACCUUGCAGACGACAUGCCAGAAAUGGUACAAAAGCUUCUUACACGAAUGAAUGAGUAUAAGGAACAAAUGAUACCUGCUAAGAUACCAAAACCAAAUCCGGCUGCAAGUCCUAAAUAUUUUGGCAAUGCAUGGACACCCGGCUGGUGUAAGAAGCCGAUGGCAUGAGAAUUGCUUGUAAAUGGUUAAAUGUCAGGCCGAUUUUUG
This is a messenger RNA of Mercenaria mercenaria, 387 nucleotides long. RefSeq names its product arylsulfatase I-like. The transcript is spliced from 2 exons. The coding region runs from base 67 to 348 and encodes 93 amino acids. The record is from RefSeq and is a predicted model, not a curated record. NCBI's taxonomy places the organism in Eukaryota, Metazoa, Mollusca, Bivalvia, Venerida, Veneridae.